GUUAUGCAACCAUUCUCACAUCACACGUUCCAAGUGGCUAAUUAUUGUUAUUGCAGUCUCUGAACCUUGACAUUCAACAUUCACUUUGACUCUGAGCCAAUUUUAGUGAACACGAAGUCGAAAGAAUGCCACGUUUGCGAUGUGUUCGAGGAUUCAAAGUAACAAACGUCAAACGAAGUCGUCUAGUUGGUAUCGCUUGUGAAACACUUCAACAGCUGAAAUCCAAAGGAUGUGAAAAACUUCAAAUUUCCAAAACCUCCAAACAUAUCGACGUCUGCCUUACCGAUGGAACCAUCGUCGACGACGAACAAUUCUUCAAACACAUCCCCAAUCAAACCAUCUUGAUUCUACGUCAACCAGGAGAAAGAAUAGUCGAAGACGUCGACAUCAUUUACAAAGCGUUGAAGUCAUUCAACGUGGAUCUUCUGAGAACAGCUGCCGAACAUGUAAGGCCAUUUCUAGACCAAGAUACCCAAGAGAAGAUUAAAAUUUUAGCUCAAUUUGUCAAAGAUGAAGAACACUCGAAGAAAGCUGCACUGAGCAGGAAACUUGAUCAUCCGGAAUGGUUCGAAGAUUUAGAAACGUACGCCGAAACCAAAGAAGACUUUAUGCGAAAACGAAGUCGCGGUCGAAUCCAAAAAUACCUCUACAACACCAGAGAAGCCAUCAAGAAUUCGCCUCUAUACUGCAACGAGACGAAAAAAAAUCUAGACACGGUAUUCAGCGAAUUUCACGCGAAACUGAAACGAGAUGAUUUCUUCGGUGGCUAUUUCGAUCGUUCAGACAACACCGGGAAAUCGAUGUGUGAUAAAAUUGGCGAAUUUCCGUGCCAAGGAUUAUGGAAUAAAGAGAACUGUUCUUAUUUGGGAAACGAAUUGGGUAACUUGCAGCAUAAGAUCAAUCCUUACGCUAGUCGAGAAAAUAGAGUUAUAUUUUCAAUGUGGAAUUUAGAUCACAGAAUAGAAAGAUCUAGAAGAGUAAUUCCAGCGUUGAUGCACGCCGCCCAAAUAUGUUGUCAAAAAGGGAAGAAAUCGUAUCGAGUCAAUUCGCUGUAUUUCUACGAACUUCUGUUUACGACGAAGAAUUUGAAACUAGUUCACAUCGUUUGUCACGACAAGAACGAGCAUAGGUCAGCUAUUUGCGACAGAAAACGUUAUGUCAACGAGAUGAACAGCUCCAUCAGUGCUGAGUUGGAAUCUCCCACUACAAAGUUUUGUGAUGUACCUAUCCACAAAUUAAGGAAUCUCAUUAAAGAUGGAUAUGUAUUUUCCAUUGUUCGGAGAAGUCCUUGAAAGACUCGUUAUUGUUUUGACGACAAUUAAUUAUUUUCUUUAUCAUAUCAUGACUCGAUACCUUAGUGAGAUAAGAUUGCAAAAAUGUUUUAAUAGAUUCGGAAUUUUCUUUGACCUCGCGUUCUUUGUAAUCUUGUUUGGCCCGACGAACAAUGAGUGUGGAAAUAGCGAUAAUUAAAGCGGUAUGGUAUUCAAGCGGAGUAGUGUUAAGUGCGAGACAGGCUUGUGAGUAGAAGGUUUCUGCAUCUUCGGCAUUACCAUCAAACUCGAAUAAAGAAAUCAUUCUCAUGCCUUUAGUGACGAUGAGAUCUUCGAGCUGAUAAGCUUCGAGAGGAGACAUACCCGCAGUACUAAUGACUGGGGCUGACGUGGAAGAAGGAGUUUCAUUAGUUUUAGUCAUAAUGAAUAAUAAAAGAUAAACUUGAUAGAUUUCAAAAUGUAGAAAGAAACUUGAUGGAUUGCAAAUAAUCUUGAUGGAUUUCAAUUGAUUGGAAUCUUUAUGUUCCCUUGGAUAGACCAGGUGUUCCCUCAAGUGUGGACUGAAACCAAGUUUGAGUGGAAGUGAUGGCAGAGAUUCGUACGGACUGGAACCGAAUAGAGUACAGGGCCCGAAAAAGUAUUUAAAAGAUUAAAAGAUUGAAAAGAUAGAAAGAUCAUCUGCGAGACAGAGGUAGACGUGUUGCCCAAACGAAUGGCUGUCCUACCAACUGCGCCAAUUUUUGUUACAACUUUAACAAAGAUUGUAUUUUUAAAAAGAUUUAUUUGUUCGGCUCCACAUCGGAGUCCGAACCACACAAGUUAAAGUUACAACAAAUGAAUACAGACAAAACUGUAUCUGAUUAACAUAGAAUAACUCUAGAAGAAGUCUGCCUAUACAUGUGGAAUACACGAGUAUAUAUAGUAUAAAGGUAGGGGAGUAUAUUAGUGAUUAUGAGAGGAAAUAUAGUAUGAGAAACAUAAACGGUUAAAGUAGAGACGUGUGCAAUAUUACGUCAUUCUAAUAAUAAAUAUAACGUCAUAUAAGCGGGAGUCUUCGUGAUACUUUGGGAAGACUUAGGAGAAAUUUAUGUCGUAGGAGAAUCAGCGUAGCUGGGGCGAUAACAGCAUGCGAAGACCAUCAUUAUGGUUGCUGCAAGUACUUGAUUUGUUCCAUCAGUAGAUUUAGAUGAAGCUGGGUUGUGUCAGGGCUCCUCUGGAUCACACUGAUGGCAGGUGUUGCUGGUUUGUUCGGAAUUGAAUCGCUGUUGAAGUAAUUCAUCAUUCUAUCUGCGGUUUUGGCGAGUUUUUCAACCUUGUCUUCAGAGCCAGCCAAGAGGCCAAGACAAAUUGAAUUUGCUGAGGAAGUAAUUCGAGGAACAUUGGGCACAGGAAUUCAUCCUGCAUUUUACCUGCAGAUAAUGCUCCUAUCCAUUCCGGAACUCUAAUCUCACUAGGAUUGAUCCGAGUAAUCGUUAUUCUACUUGUGACAUUUCUGUAGACAUAUAAUGAAAAAACAUUAAAAGGUAAUCAUAUGAUAAUUAAACAUUUUAGUUUAGUAUCUUGUUGAAAGAUCAUAAAGUUGUAAUUCUGUUCUUUCUAAAUGAUCUUAGGCUCUGUAUUCUUUCAACGUUAUGCUCAUAACAUUUUUUUUUGUAACUACGUUUUUCAUACCUGUCAAAAAAAUUUCACAUUUUUAAAAUGUGGGUCUCAAAAAAAAAAUAUAAAUAAGUAAAAAAAUUAAAAAUUAUGUACUCAUUGUUAUAUUCCAAAGCUCCAGCCACUGUUUCUUCGUCUACCUCCGAUUUUUCUUCAUUACCCCAGAUGUAACCGAUAAUUCAUCAUCCUUUUCUGAGUACGUAGUCUGACAUAAUUGCAAUGGAACAAUAUCAUCCUCAGAAAAAGUAUCCUCCAUGGAUAUGUCAUCUUUAAUCAUAUAUAAUGGAAAUUUAUUGUUAAAAAAUAAGACAUUUUUCAUAUUUAAUUUUAUUUAAAAAAGCUCACUUUAUAAGCUCUGUACUUACGCAGCCUCUGUUACUGCCUCAUGUUGACCAAUGUUCACAUAUUGUUUUUCCGCGCUUUCAUACCCCCAAUAUCUGCAAUAACGAUUUGGGGUAUCGUAAUUCCUAAAAAAAUAUUCGGUAAUAAAUAAUCAUACUACUUUAAAAAAAAACAAAACUGUGUAACAGUAAUAAUUACAUGUACUGUGACAUCUCUAAAUUUAAAAAAGUAAUAUUACAUAAAAUAAUUAUUUUCAUGAAUAUACAGUGUGGUCCAGUAGCAAGGUAUCAGUUCCUCGGAAUUCCAGCUUUCAACGUUCAAAAGUUAUUGGAGUUUAAUGUUGUAGCAACGCGCAACAAUAGUAGGUCUACUUAUCACAAAGAUGUAAACAACAAGUAAAACAUUACGUUCCCUCACUUUGUAGAACUUUCAACUGUAGUAACUUUUGAACGGCGAAAGCUAGAAUUCCGAGGAAAAAAUCAAAAGAAAGCGUAUAAAAUGACGAAUACUUUGCUAUAUAAUAACACUUACGUGUUCGUUGAAAACAUUGAGUAAUUUCAAUUCCAAGUAUGGUUUUAGCUACGCAUCUCUUGUUUCUAUAGCUUUGAACUUGGAUAACUUUUGAAUGGUUAAAGCUGUAACUUUCAAUGAACAAUCAUAUUAAAGAGGAUAAAAUUUUGAAUAUUUUACAAUGCUAAUUCAUUAAUGGUUUCACUACAAUUUCAGAGUGAUUUUCAUUUAAAGUCAAGGUAUACACAAAAAUCUAGGAGGGAAAACAUUCGUUGAAACGUUCAUAAGAACACAAAAUUCAUAAAACCUUAUACCAAUCAAUAGAAAAUUUAAGCUCCUUCAAUUUAUGACGUCUUAAAAAUUCAUCAAAACAUUUCUUUUUUGAGAAAAAUGAAAAAACUACUGAAUUUCAUUUUCCCCUCCAAGUCCGAAUGCCCAAUUUAAUUCUCAUUCUACGUAAUGCCAUCCGAUCAUCACUGGAAGUAUGGUUUGUCCAGUAAAUGCGGAAAAACUAAAAGACAAAAUUUUCGGAGGAUGGUACCAUGCUACUGGGUCACCCUGAACAACAACUUACUCAAUCUUUUCUGUAGGCCUAAUGCCUAUGUGUUGCUUUGCCUUUAAGUACUGAGAAGGUAAAUAAUUCUUACACUACACCCCACAAUUUACCUGAAAAUAAUUUUCGCCCUACCAUGAGGCUACUCCCACAUACUUGAACUUAGGGUAUACCUGUUUAAUUGCCACUUCUACCUGAGGGUCUCAGGGUUACCAUAACCAUGAUAUCUGUUAGGUGUUUCAAUGUAAAGUCUAUGAGAAAAUAACAUUAAUUAAAAAUAAAAUGCAUAAGAAUUAUAAUAAUAAUGGUACACUUACAAAGGGUCUGCUGUUGUUUCGGGAGUAGGGUACCGAUGAUUAUUUUUUUUCCAGCAUUAUCUGAGGUCAAAAUACCCUCCUCUGUGGAUAUCUCAACAGUUGAAUAGCUUUAUAAAAAGGACAAAUUUAUUUUUUUCAAAAAAAUGGAUUUUUUUUAAUAAGCAUAUUUUUAAAAUGAAAUGGAAUAAUAUUAUUACUUUUCCGGAGUUGCUUCCGAUCCUGAAUACACUACUGCUACAUAUUCCAUGGGAAAGAUUUCACUACACAUUGAAUCAGAUCUGUGUCAUGAAAAAUAAAUUUUAUUUUAAAAAUGGAUAAUAUUUUAAAAAUAAAAUAAAAUAAAAUAAAAUAAUACACAUUCCAUUAUUUCCAGCUCAUCUUGUUCAUUUAUUCCAAAACAAUGUCCAAUCAAGGCAUUUACUACUUUACUAAACACACACAUUUUCACAAAAAUAAUAUCCAAGUUAUUUAAUUAAAAAUCUGAGAUUACCUACUUUGGUAAUUUAUUCAAACUUCAAGAAAAUCAAUCACAAUUUCUAAAAAACCACACCCUGGAGGAAUUUAUGGAAUUUAUCAAUAAUUUGAUUUUUUUAGACUUGGUCAGUAGGUCAGUAUAACACCUAAUUCAAUUUUUUUAAUUUUUAAUUUUUUAAUUGGGUAAUUACUAUUAUUAAUAUGGUUUAUUGAUAGUAAUGGAUAAUGUAAAAAUACACUUUAAGGGGUUAAAUGAGUAUAAAAUAAUUAUAGGAUUAUUUUAUAAUAGAUACAAGCACAAGCUUCUACCUUACGAUGCGCGUUAGUGAUAUAAGCAAUAAUUAAUAUUCAUUAAUGGAUAUGGAAGGUAGGUAAUUGCUUACUAUUGAAACUGUACACAUUUCCUAGAAAAUGUGUGAUUAAUUAUGGUGAAACUACUCACCAGGCUCACAUAAUGUCCAAGUUUUCUGUCUCUUUCACGGGAGCUCACUAAUACUAGGCUCGUCGACAGAAAUGUAUUACACGAGGUACCCUUUCAGACGAGAAGUAUUUCCGAUGGCUGAUAGGAUCGGAGAAAUACCCAAUGAAAAUGCGAUUAAUUACGUACGAUAAUUUAAAUCACAAGAGAAGAUCAUAUUAACCACUAAAGAAGUGGGCGAUAUCUGAGAAAAAGGGGCUGAGUGUCCCACUAGGGGGACCUCAUAUGCCUACUCGCAUCUACAUAAAGUCACUUUUUGACCAAAGAACCAGCUCACCGGAUUGCCGAGUCCAAAGAUGGUUUGGCUCGCGUCCUCAACGCCUUAUAUACUUGUAGACGCAUUGUUCGAUGCGUUUGCCAGGGAUGACUACGUCAUGUAAAUGUAGUAGGAGUUAUCACAUUACCAUACUUGCAGUUGUGAUAUAGUUAGAUCAUUUUUAGGAAAAUUUUUUUAGACUAGGGAAUGUUAGUGAGCGGAAAUAGGUAUAGGAAAUUUACAUAAAGGAUAAGUGGGAUGGGUUUGAUAGGAACAGAAAACCUACCUAUAUCUACAUAAUUUAAUGCUCUGAAUUUAUGAAGAGAACUUUCAAGUAAUUCCAUUACCAAAGAUUGGGGAAUAAACUAUUUACAAAGUAGACAGAGUCUACGAUCACGUUACUACAGUUUUGGACCAUGUCCUAGUAAACAAUUCGAAUAUGUAAUUAGAAAUUACGAUCAAUUAACUACUCAAGUAGGAAUUAGAUGGUUAUACUUGUAAAUCUAUCCAUAGAUUAUUUGUAAUUUUUUAAACUAGGUCUAUUUAAAUCCUUCACUGGAUUAUCUGAAUUAUUAACUUACAAACUAAACCAAUACCUUGAUUAUCUCAUUGCAAAUUAAUACAAAGUCUUUUUCCUAGACUAUCUUGUACUCGGGCAUUUUGAAGAGAGACCUAAAUACUGACCGGAACUACGGCAUGAGGAAUUACCUCAGCCUAGCCAGUAUGCUCGAAAUAAUGUACUCACUCCAUAUAUAAUAUUCAGAUUCUAGAGAUGAAAAAUGUCCAUGGUAAAUAAUUCACUCGCGAAUACCGAAACAAUUAAAUCAUUUUAUUUCGAAUAAACAAUUCGAGUAAAUGUUCAAAAUAAUAACAUAAUAAAAAUAGGUAAAAGAAAAAAUAGCGAUCGAAUGAAACACGUUCUUAUUAUUCGAAUAUAUAUAACAUACUGAAGCUAGGUAUGUAACUUCCUAGCGUCAUAAGUCCUCAAUUUUCCAACCCACGAUUUUAACCUUGAAAAGGUUCAUCGAAUUUAUGCAAGUGUAAUUGCCUAACUAUUUUCAUUUAGGCAUCUUUACACUACACAGUCUUAGGGAGUUAUUCUAUUAAUCAUCGCUAGGGUGAUGAUUAAUUUAAUCAUCUCUAAGGCGAUGAAGGCAUAUUUCCUCAUAUCACGUGGCUAAAUUAACAAUUUAGUAUUUUCUGUUAAUUUCACGACUUGGUAAUUGGGACUGUCUUUUUUCCUUAUCCCAUGUAGAAAUGAGCUGAAGCAGCCUUUACUGCUUAUACCUAUCAAUUGUCAAGCCAGCUCUAUUAUUCAGCAUAACCUCAUCAAAGAGAACUAACCCCUUCAUUUGAGAAACAAUUUCUGGUUUUCAAAUUGCAUCAAUUUUAACACCUCCUAGCUGUAAAAACCCCAAGUUAACCACUUCAAUUAUUUGACUAAAAUCAAGGCUUGUAAGUUUUGAUUCUGAUUCAGGGGUUGUACCACUAGCUGCUGUAAUCUUUGCCACCUCAAUGAGAGUUUGGGAAAAUAGGUACAUAAGUGAAUAAUUUUAUCUAAUAUUAAAAAAUCAACUAUUUAAUAAAUUAUAUGAAGCGUUUUCAAAUUACUUAAAACAUUGUGAUACUUUAAUAUAUUUAAAAGAGAGUGAGAGAAUUACCCAAUGAAUUGUGAUAUUUUGUAUGUACCUACUUAUUUAAAUGAAAGUAAGAGUAGAAUACUUAAAUGAUUUUAAUGGAAACAUUGAACUAUUUUUGUAAAAUAUAUCAUUCGUUUUUGUGGCUA
Molecule: messenger RNA, 7643 nt
Organism: Planococcus citri (citrus mealybug)
Lineage: Eukaryota; Metazoa; Arthropoda; Insecta; Hemiptera; Pseudococcidae
Gene: Drep4
Product: DNA fragmentation factor-related protein 4
Exons: 6
Coding region: 126-1292 (388 amino acids)
Biological process (GO): apoptotic process; apoptotic DNA fragmentation
Cellular component (GO): nucleus; cytoplasm
Molecular function (GO): DNA endonuclease activity
Source: RefSeq, a predicted model, not a curated record